AUGUUCAAGCUCGCGAAGUCGCUCUUUCGAAGGCAACCAUGGCCCCAAAUCAAAUUUCCGACUUCUGGUUUUGAAGUCGUCAGCGACGCAAUGUUGUUUGAGGAAGAACAGCUUGAGGAGUUUCAUAGGGGCGUCUACUAUCCUGUCAACAUAGGAGACGUUUUCGUGUCGAAGUACCAAGUAGUAGGCAAACUUGGUUUCGGUGUUACGUCGACAGUUUGGCUGGCCCGUGAUCUACAGCAAGUUAGUAUUCGCCGCCAUACCUAUGCGACCUUGAAAGUCUUCACAAGAGAGGGAAUGGACGAGGAUGAGUACAACAUGUACAAUACCGUAAGCAAAGGCAAUGCCUCGCAUCCAGGAUACAAUCACGUCCGGACAGCCCUCGACUUGUUUACCAUUCCCCGACAAGGUGGCGAUCAUCGAUGUCUUGUCCAGAAACCCAUGUGGGAUAGUUUCAAGGAUCUCUUGAACAGGAACCCGGCGCACCGCUUCACGGACGAGCUGCUAAGAGCUGGGUUGUCGCAAGUUUUCCUCGCACUCGAUUACCUUCACACGGAAGCGAAGAUCAUACAUACAGAUAUAAAAGCCGACAACAUCCUCAUAGAAAUCGAAGAUCAGGGCAUAUUGAGAGCCUUUGUUGACGCCGAAAUGACAUGUCCCUCGCCUCGAAAAGUGGUAGACGGCAAGCCAAUCUAUGCGACACGCCAGUUUGGAUUACCGAAAGAGUACGGUCGCGUUGUACUUGGAGACUUCGGCUCUGCAAUUCGCUGCGACAAACCUCAGAUCCAUGACGCGCAACCUAAUGUUUACCGAUGUCCAGAGGUGAUGCUGAAGACUCAAUGGAGUUAUCCAGCUGAUAUCUGGAAUGUUGGAGCGAUGAUUUGGGACCUGUAUGAGGAUAAACACCUCUUCUACGGCAUCGAUUCAACCGAAAAGCGAUACCUGACCAAAGCUCAUCUCGCGGAAUUAGUCGCAAUGCUCGGUCCGCCACCGAAGGAUAUGCUAGAGAGAGGUGCGCGGAGUAAGGAAUUCUUCGAUGAUGAAGGGAAUUGGAUCGCCGAGAUUAACAUACCGCAAGGCUUAACAUUAGAGGGAUCGGAAGAGAAUCUAGAUGGAGAGAAGAAAAAAGAGUUCUUGCAGUUUGUGAGGUGCAUGUUGCAGUGGAGGCCUGAGGAUCGAUGGACCGCGAAGGAGUUACUUGAGCAUCCUUGGAUGAGAGAGAACUUGUAAAUCGGAAGAGCAGCGUGGUGUGGAGCCCUUUGAUGUUGAACACGGCAUCUCAUAGCGAAAGUUGGACUAGACUUCGCUUUUCAUCAGAUAUUGAACCAGUCUGACCUUCGUGCACUAAACAAAGCACAGCAUCCGUACAAUCGCAGCAUGAGCGCAAAGA
Messenger RNA from Alternaria rosae, 1390 nucleotides. Its product is annotated as kinase domain-containing protein. NCBI's taxonomy places the organism in Eukaryota, Fungi, Ascomycota, Dothideomycetes, Pleosporales, Pleosporaceae. The record is from RefSeq and is a predicted model, not a curated record. The coding region runs from base 1 to 1230 and encodes 409 amino acids. The transcript has 5 exons. Gene Ontology annotation, molecular function: protein kinase activity; ATP binding. Gene Ontology annotation, biological process: spliceosomal complex assembly; protein phosphorylation; regulation of mRNA processing.